GGAUGCGUUGGCCAUAGAGUUCUGUGAGGGCUUCGCGCGGACUCAUCCUCCCCUCUCCAGAACAGCUCAGCAGCUCAGCAGACAUCACUUUACGGCCCUGCGUCCUCUAGCUCCUGCGUACCAAACGGGAAGAUACUCAGGAUACGUUUCCAGAAGGAAGUUACUGUACCUGGGCGACGCUCUCCGCCAUUCACUUUCGCAACUCUUCACACCAUGUCAGGCACCAAUAGCACAUCAUCAACCGCCUCGCCAGCAACUUACACCCACGGCCAUCACGCCUCAGUCCUCCGCUCUCACAGCUGGCGCAACGUCCAAAACUCCUGCGGCUACCUCAUUCCGGAGCUCAAAAACGAUUUCCGCGUGCUGGACGUCGGCUGCGGGCCCGGCACCAUCACAGUUGAUCUCGCGACCUACGUCCCACGCGGACACGUUACUGGGAUCGAGCCGGAGGGCGCAAAGGAUAUCCUGGAUCAAGCACGGGCUCAUGCUGCUGAGCGUCGGGUGACUAACGUGGACUUUCAGGUAGCGGACGUUUUCAAUCUGCCUUUCGCCGAUGCCUCCUUCGAUCUGGUGCACGCACACCAGGUCCUCCAGCAUAUCAGCGACCCCGUCAGUGCCCUGCGGGAGAUGCGUCGCGUAUGUAAACCGGGGGGUCUGGUCGCAGCGCGGGAGGUGGACAUGGGCGCCACCCUAUUCUACCCCGAAGUCCCCGGCAUAAACUCCUGGCUCGAUCUCUACCUCAGAGUCGCCCGCCACAACGGCGGCGAGCCUAACGCAGGACGACGGCUGCACGCGUGGGCGAGACUGGCCGGGUUCGACCCCGCCCGCAUGAAGUUGGGCGCUGGGACGUGGUGCUAUGCGACGAAGGAGGAGCGGGAUUGGUGGUCGGGCUUGUGGGCGGAGCGGACGUUGAAGAGCACAUUUGCGAAAACGGCGUUGGAGGGCGGGUGCUGUGAUCAAGGGGCUUUGGAGGAGGCGGCUAAGGCUUGGCGGCGGUGGGGUGCCGAAGAGGACGGGUGGUGUACGCUUAUUCAUGGCGAAGUUAUCUGCAGCGUGUGAUAAGCGAUGAUGGUCGACAACAAACUUACUGUAGGUUCAUGUAUAUAGAGAAACACCUGGAGCGUGUGAACAAGGGUCAAGGCUUACAUUCGACCUGAUCGGACGGCGGAUGUUACGGUCUUGAGAGGCAUCCCGCUCUGCCAACAAUAGCGAUGGCUAUCUUACUAGACGCACAAGCUGUCUACCCGGAAGUUCUUGCAUCAGUACCGCAUCACUUUCCCGUGCCAGCGUCCUUCUAGCACGCUUGCACGGAAAAAGGAGCCGCCGAUCUCUCCUCACGAAAACCCGCACAUUUUUCAAUAGGCCAACCUCCAGCCGUAUCCCCUGGGAAUCCGAG
Fimicolochytrium jonesii is the source of this 1396-nucleotide messenger RNA. RefSeq names its product S-adenosyl-L-methionine-dependent methyltransferase. NCBI's taxonomy places the organism in Eukaryota, Fungi, Chytridiomycota, Chytridiomycetes, Spizellomycetales, Powellomycetaceae. The transcript has a single exon. The coding region runs from base 214 to 1059 and encodes 281 amino acids. The record is from RefSeq and is a predicted model, not a curated record. Gene Ontology annotation, molecular function: methyltransferase activity.